CGCUAGGCGCUAGAUUCCCUGUUAUUCUCGGUGCUUUUAUAGACAGACGUAUCUGGGCUAUCUGUUCACAAUAUCCAGUUUUGUCGAAUAUAAAGCACCUCUGAUGUAUGUUGAAACAGUUCAGCAUUUUCUGUAGUUGAUUCGUUUCGUGUACAUUACAAGUGAAAGACAAUAAAACGCGACAAUAUUGAAUCUGAUAGGUUUUGUACCCAGCUGUGACUUUGUAUACUAUACUAUAACCGACAGAGGACGGUUUAGCAAACGAAUUUCGGAUUACGCUAUCCCGACGUAGUAGUAUUGAAAUGACUAAAUAGUGAAAUGAAAUUAGUUUAUAUAGUGCACCUUAAAAUGACCAUUAUAUAUAUAUAUAUAUAUAUAUACAAAACAUUUCAGUGAAAUAUGACGCUAGGACUGUGCAAACUUUACUGCUCCUUAAACACUUCUUGUGUUGAUAAAUACAAAUGGCAAAAAGAAAAAAACACACAAGAAAAAAUCAUGUAACUCUAGUUUGCAGAGUUACUCCAUGUCCCAUGAUUCAUUUCCAGCUUCCUCGUUUCGAUAGCUAUAUAGGUUGUUUAGAGUCUAUAAAAUAUCUGCCGAAAUAUGCUGACUGAUAUGCCUUAGUUAUACACCUGUAUGUGAAUGUACACAUAUAUAAGGACCCAGCAGCUCAGUUUUAUUUAUUUCAGUCGUCAUGGAAACAUAUUACUUAUAUUAAUAACGAACGCAGUUACAGAGUGUUCCCCAGUGUUAAUAUUUUGGGCUAAUUUAGUUCAGCGUUUAUUCAACUGCAUUUGCCUAAUUAACUGAUGAAGCCUGUUCUUCGCUUCAAGCGUAUUAUAAACGUAGUGUAUAUCGUUGUUUACUGUCGACACUCGCGAGUUUAAAAUAUUGAACCGGCUGCUACUUUAUUAGUUCUUUUCAAGCUCCUAUGUUGUGCAUGUUCAGUCAUCAAAGAUUAUGCAAAUCAAAUGUGAGGUAUCAGACAGCUGGCCCGAAAGUGGAUGCAAAAGAUGGCAAAGACAGGGUUCAUGUUGAACAUUACGCGAAUGACAAUUCUUUAAAAGAACGGCUCAUCCGUUUCUUUUUGACAAACCCUAAAACGAGUUAUCGAUGGAAACUCUUCCUUGUCACACUUAAAUUGACUUCCUGUGUUCUUUACGUCAUUCGAACUGAGAGCGAUAAUGAUCCAAUGUCAGCAGGCUGCGGUGACUGUCCAAUUGAUAGAACGUCAGCAAAAUGGUGUUGCCCAGAUUUAAAAGAAUCUAGAUAUUGGAGUCUGUUGUGGAUAGACCGGCCUCUUAUACUAUGGAUUUUACAGACUGUUAUUUCUUUGUUCUGUCUGAUGGAAGUAUUUUUUACUGCUUUCCUGGAGUAUAAGGGCGGAUCGAUACUUUCGAAGAUCACGAUGCGCAUGAUUUUGGAGACAUUUUUAACAUUGCCUCUCUUUGUGUCCAUAUUUUGGCCGGAUUUGAGAAAUUUGUAUAACCCAUUAUACUUGAACUGCUGGAUCGCUAACAGUUUAACAGAAAAUAUGUUUAAUAACGUUCACCAACUACAGAAAAAACAAUCUGCACUGAUGCAGAAAGUUCUUUUGGUGAUUGGGACGUUAACAAGCAUUAUAUUUACAUGUGUCUGUGGAGUGCAGCAUUUUGAACGCGCUCAACACCAAUGGGGUACAUUCAAAAGUCUUUGGUUUGUGGUGGUAACAUUCAGUACAGUAGGAUAUGGGGAUUCAGUUCCGGGUGACUGGCCCGCUCAAACAUUUGUAAUGUUCUCAAUUUUUAUGGCGCUUAUCAUUUUACCGAUGCAGUUUGAACAACUUGCUUUCCACAUGGCGCAAACACAGAAAGAGGGAGGAGCAUUUGGUGGAAUACUAAAAGGAAACAAUCGUCACGUAGUCGUGUGUGGCUCCACGCUUCGCCCAACACUGGUCUUGGAUUUCCUUAAAGAGUUUUACGCUCAGGCAGAAUUAGAGGAAUAUCACGUGGUGUUGCUAUGUCCUUUGGAUAUCGACAGUCAGUUACGAAUGUUGAUUCAAGUGGCAGCCUGGGCACAUAAAGUCUCUUAUAUCAAAGGCUCGGCUUUGAACGACAAUGACCUGGAACGAGCGAGGAUUUCAGUUUCAGAAGGAGUUUUUAUUCUUUCCGAUCGCAGCAGUCCAGACAAAGAAGGCGCAGAUCGUCACACAAUUCUGCGUACGUGGGCUAUUCAAGACUAUGCUCCUGAAGUCCCGCUUUAUGUUCAAAUAUUACAAGCUGAAAACAAAUUUCAUGUCAGUUUUGCAGAACAUGUUGUUUGUGAAGACGAGUUAAAAAACGCUCUGAUGGCAGCCAAUUGUGUCUGUCCUGGGGUUACCACAUUGGUCACAACAUUGCUUCAUACUUUACAUCAACAAGACGGCUCAGCAGAUGUGCCAUGGCAUGAGAUGUUUGGACGUUGCGCUGGAAAUGAGAUUUACGACAUUAAACUCGGUGACAGCACUGUCUUCAGACCAUUUAAUAAAAAGAGCUUUUCUUAUGCUUCAUUUCAUGCUCAUAGAAGGUAUGGUGUAUGUUUGAUUGGAGUGCGGCGAGCGAAGAGUUCAAAAGUUCUGCUAAAUCCUGGCAGCUCGUAUUUGAUGGGAUACAAUGACACGUGUUUUUAUAUAUCGAUGUCGAGUGAAGAGGAAAGUGCCUUUAAGGAAAUAAAGGAGACAAAAUCCACGAAGUUUGGAAGCUCAUCCGGCGACUUUAGCGAUAAUUCAAAUAAGAUUAUGAUCGAAAUGUCCGAUAACAGAAGUAAUGGAGCAACCGCAACAUCCUUGAAUUAUGAAAAUGAAAAAGACGCAGGCAGUGCAAGUAACGGCCAUGUUGCACCUGAAACAGGCUCUUCACAGCCACCACAAGAAACAACAAAUCCCGAACAACAAACUGGGAAUAGUAUUCCACUGGAGCAAAUAAAACAAACAGAUACGUUGUCAGUAGGAUCGUCUGUCAAUUACUUUGUUCCAAGUGAUUCUGACGUUGAAGAUGAUCUUCAAGAUGCUCUGGCUGGUGCCCUUCCUCCUACAAAAAUACCAGAGUAUGUUAUCGAAAUUCCUCCAAUUUCUCCUUAUAUUGGAAGAGUCACUAUGAAAUGCCACUUAUUGCCAGAAAGUCUACCACUAUGUUGUUUGAAUCUUAAAGACAGUUGUGAACACAAUCCCUGCCCAAAACAGAGAGAAGAAGGUGCCAUCAUUCUUGCCUCUCCUGUGGUCGAAGCUGGAUUAUACAACUUUAUCCUACCCCUAAGAUCCUCUAAUUUACCCCGCUUAUCCCUCAAGCCCAUCGUUCUUUUAGUGGGAGAAGAACCGUCUGAGAGUUUCUUGCAAGCCAUAUGUUGCUUUCCCAUGCUUUACUAUUUUGUGGGUUCUGUGUCAAGUCUGGACGAUCUACUUGAAGCGGGAAUACUUAAAUCAGACACAGUGGUGGUGACGCGUGCAGCAAAAGCCGGCAGUCAAGACGACGAGAGAGAUGAAGAAUUUAUGGCAGAUGCUUUAACCAUUGUCAGUGUACAGACCAUAUUCAGAUUAUUUCCUCGACUUAAUCUUUCCGUUGAACUCACCCAUACCUCAAACAUGAGAUUCAUGAAAUUUGACUCUGGCAUUUUGGAAGCAGUGGUCGAAGACAAUGAGGAAGACGAAGACGCCUGGAAACGAAAAUCUGUCAAAAAAUCAAAAACAGCCACAACUAAGAAAGCACAUCUGAACUAUAUGUUCAGUGAAUCCUUCGCAGAUGGAAGUGCGUUUAGUGCCAGUAUGAUCGAUACUCUGCUGUAUCAGACAUUUGUGAAAGAUUACAUGAUUGAUCUCAUAAGUCUAGCUAUAGGCUUGAAACAAACGAUGGGAUCUGGAUAUCUGACUUCGAUCAAAUUAACAGAGGAUCAUAUGUGGCUAGGAAACUAUGGAUGUUUGUAUCAAAGAUUGUGUUCAACAACUGGGGAAAUCCCUGUAGGGAUGUUAAGAACUGAAGAAUAUGAAAAGGAAACUGCAAUGGGAUCAGGGAAAAGUGCUGAAACUAAAGACAUUGAAAGAAUAAUAAGAAACAGAAUGAAAUCUUUGAACAUUGAAGGAGAAUUUGAUAUGAGUGAACAUCGUACGGUAUCGUAUGUCGUGAGUAAUCCUCCCCCAGAGUGGACACUUGUUCCUGGGGAUAUCAUAUAUGUUUUAAGACCUGGCAACAGAGGCGGCUCGUCACGAGGUCGACAACCAGUGCAGUCAAGCUCAGUAUAGCCUUUCUGAUGAUACCCUGAAGAAAAUCUCGUCAUCGUCACUCUCUGAUUGCAAGCGAAAGGUGGCGGCAUUUUUAUAUAUGCGUCAAUAUUCGCGCAUAACAUUUAAAAUGAGGUUCAGUUGUAGCGACGCGAUAGAAAAUAGAAAUCCGCAAGAAGCUAGAGCUUCCUUAAAAAUGGAAGUUGGCUCUCUCAUGCCCUGUAUGCUUUAGGCAAUAGCAUUGUAGUCAUGUGUCUAGGGAGAUACACCUUUAUCAGUUGAAAAAUGAGGUAGGAACGACUUGGAUAGGAAUUAAUUUGUCACUCAUUUUUCUAAUAACUGUUUAGCCUUCAGAUAAAACUAAAUGGUCUCCAUUUAUACUGUAUUAUUCAAUCCUAUUUAAGUUAUUCGAACAAAAAUUUUCAGAUGCUCCGAAGCAGCAAAGAUAUCAGAAAAUAUAUUUAAGAAGUAGCUGCGAAUUAACAGUGAAACGGUCGAAGUAACACUAACCUUUCUUAGCAAAAAGCACUAAUCUCGGCCGUUCAAACCAGCUAAAAUUUUAUUAGUCUUUAGUUCUAAAGUUUAAAGUUUUAGUUUAACGCACAGCAGUUCGUGCUUUCUAAACAACUGGGAGCAUAAAGUAAAUUAUUUGUAUAUAUAACUAAUGCAGGGCUGUCGCUAGAAGUUUAAUUGAGGGGUGCAUACUGCAUAUUCAUAUAUUCGUCUUAUUUCCCGACUGAUUUCUUCUGUUAGCUAUUGUUUUCACGCUUGUACGAACAUGAAUGUAUGAAUAUUUAUCCUCCCCCCCAGUUGAGCUUCUAUAGCGGCGGCCCUGGACUCGUGUAAAUAUUGUAAAUAUUCAUUUCACAUUUGAAAUAAUUUUGAGUAAAUAAAGAAAUUUUUGGAA
Messenger RNA from Dendronephthya gigantea, 5138 nucleotides. RefSeq names its product potassium channel subfamily T member 1-like. Gene Ontology annotation, molecular function: intracellular sodium-activated potassium channel activity. The record is from RefSeq and is a predicted model, not a curated record. The transcript has 29 exons. Gene Ontology annotation, biological process: potassium ion transport. Lineage: Eukaryota; Metazoa; Cnidaria; Anthozoa; Malacalcyonacea; Nephtheidae. Bases 932 to 4252 code for a protein of 1106 amino acids. Gene Ontology annotation, cellular component: membrane.